AUGUCCACGCUAGGCAACACCUACGUGGCCUGCUGCCUCCAUAUGCUCCAGGACCCGGCCUGCCCGCUAGUGGUUCCCGAUCCUGCUGACUUUGUCCUGGUGCUCGAUACCCUUGAUCUUUCCCUGGCCAACCUAGCCUUGCUGAUUGUGCUUUUGGCUAGGUACAAGGAGAAUCUGGUGAACACCUUGCUGCUAGGCGACACCUCCGCCGUGGCUACCGCCUACUACGCUAUGAUUGCCUCCCUCGUGUUGGCCAACAAGUACAUGAACGACCAGAGCUACACCUUGAAGACAUGGCACUCCAUCUUGGGCAAGUGCUCCCGCCUUGCGCCCACGCUACCGUUUUUGAACCAGCUAGAAAGCCAUUUCUUGAGCGCCCUCAACUUCCUGGUGUCUACAGCCCACGACCCUUCGCUCUGGGACCGCUUUGCUCACUUGGACCCAUACUGGCUUGCCCAGCUACGCUCGCAAGUUGAAGAGAACUACCCUGUUCCGCUCCCACCGGUGCCCGCAGUGGCCCCCGUGGCUUCUGCUGCUGCUGCCGCCGCUCCUCCUCCUCCAACGGUGAUGCCUACUCCACCUACGUUCCCUUUUGCUCCUGUGGUGAUGGCUCCCGUGGUGCUGCCCGCCUACUGCCUAGGGCAGCCUCUUAUGCAUUGCACACCUGUGCCCACUCCGCCAACGGUGCCCCCAGCGAUGCCCCGGGGCUACUCCCAGGCGUUUGAAGAGUACAUGCCCAUGACGCCUAUGCUGGUGGGCCGCAAACGCCGGAAGGUGGACGAGUGCCUUGUGCGCCAGCCCUGGGUUGGCAAACACUACUGA
Molecule: messenger RNA, 822 nt
Organism: Candidozyma pseudohaemuli
Lineage: Eukaryota; Fungi; Ascomycota; Pichiomycetes; Serinales; Metschnikowiaceae
Exons: 1
Coding region: 1-822 (273 amino acids)
Source: RefSeq, a predicted model, not a curated record